AUGGUUUUCGAAAACAUUGUGGUCGACGUCCUGAACAGGUUUCUGGGAGAUUAUGUGGUGAAUCUCGACUCGUCGCAACUUCAGCUCGGCAUCUGGGGAGGUGAUGCCAUUCUGAAAAAUCUUGAAAUCAAGGAAAAUGCUCUGAGUCAACUUGAUAUACCAUUUAAAGUAAAAGCUGGUCACAUAGGAAGGUUAGAACUUAAAAUUCCCUGGAAGAAUCUCUAUGCACAGUCAGUGGAAGCCACUCUUGAUGGGGUUUACCUUCUCAUAGUCCCCACUGCAAGUAUUAGAUAUGAUGCGGAGAAGGAGGAAAAGCAGUUCCUGGAGGCUCGACAGAGGGAGCUGCAGAGGAUUGAGGAGACCAAACUCAAGGCAGCUGAACAAGAGAACCCUGUGCUGGAGAAACAGGACACGUUUGUGGAGAAACUGGUCACUCAGGUGAUUAAGAACCUGCAGGUGAAGAUCUCCAACAUCCACGUCCGAUAUGAAGAUGAUGUCACAAACCCAAACUGCCCUUUGUCUUUUGGAGUAUCGUUGGAAAACCUCAGUCUUCAGACGGCGGAUCAAAACUGGCGACCCACCGUACUAGACGAGAAGGCAAAGCUGUUUUUCAAGCUGGUUAAGCUUGACAAUCUCUUUGCCUACUGGAAUAUCAACUCAGUUCUAUUCUCCAAUCACCAUUCAGAAGAAGCCUUGCGAUGUCUUAAAAGCAGCAUGAAAAGUAACAACAAGCAUCCUGUCACCCAUGAUUUCAUUUUCCGGCCAAUCUCGGCUGAUGCCAAACUGAAGAUGAACCCCAGGUCAGAUGUGGACUUCUCCUCUCCUAAAGUGGACCUUAUGGUGAAUCUGAGGGAGGUGGCGAUCGAACUCAACAGACCUCAGUACGUCAGUAUCCUGGAGCUGCUGGCAUCUGUGGAUAUGAUGUCCAGAAAUCUGCCCUUCAGGAAGUACAGGCCGGUUGUUCAGGUCCAUCGCAACGCCAGAGUGUGGUGGACGUACGUACUUACCAGUAUCCUGGAGGUCGACGUGAAGCCCCGCCUCCACAUGUGGUCCUGGUCUCGGAUUCGCAGACACAGAAUUAUGGUCAAAAGGUACAAAGACUUGUACAAAGAUAAGAUCACAUCCAAGAAGCCCAGUGAAGAGCUGUUAAAGAAACUGCAGGAGCCGGAGAAGACGCUGGAUAUUUUUAACAUCACAUUAGCAAGACAGCAAGCUGAGGUGGAGGCGAGUAAAGCCGGCUUGAAGAUCUACCGUCCAGGGCUAAAGAUGGAGGAGGAGGAGAACCAGGGCUGGCUCGGCUGGAUGUGGAACUGGGGUGGACAGGCUGAGAAUGAAGUCAAGAAGGUCAAAAGUGGAGGUGGAGGUUUUGAUGAGCUGCUGACCACUGCUGAAAAGGCCAAACUAUACACUGCCAUUGGUUACAGUGAAACCGCUGCCAACCCAAACCUGCCCAAAGAUUUUGAAGAUAUGAUCGUGAACUUCCACAUGGAGAAACUGUCGUUGUCCAUCAAAGACGACAAAGACAAGAAUGAGAUCAUCCGUUUGACUGUGGGGGAGCUGCUGUCCAUGCUGACGCAGAGAUCGGGCGCUCAGGCCAUAAAACUCACAGCUCAGCUGACCUUGUUUGAGGUAACUGGUUUUGCCGAUCAGCACAUAUCUCCCACGCUGCUGUCCUCGAGGAAAGCUGCGAUGGCGGCAGAAACUCCUUUGCUUAACUUCCUAUUUGAGACAAACCCUCUGGACCAGAGCGCAAACCAGAGACUCUAUGUGGACUCGCAGCCUCUGGAGAUCAUCUACGAUGCUACUACAGUGAACAAGAUGGCAGCGUUCUUCAGAACUCCAGAGGGACUGGAGUUAGAUGAACUCACAAACGCAACACUGAUGAAGCUGGAGCAGUUCAGAGACCGCACUGCCACUGGUCUGAUGUAUGUGAUCGAGACUCAGAAAACACUGGACCUGAAGGUGAACCUCAUGGCCUCAUACGUCAUUAUCCCUCAGACCGGUUACUAUGACAACACCCAGAACAUCUUGCUACUCGACCUGGGCCACUUUAAGAUGUUGAGUCAGAGCAAAAAGCACUUACCACAGCUCUCCGUCACUGGCAGCAACAUUGAAGACAUCAUGUCCAGAGCCUAUGACAGUUUUGACAUCCAGCUCAGCAACCUACAAUUUCUCUACAGCAAACCAGAUGAGGACUGGAAAAAGGCUCGUAAGCAGAAGGAGUCUGAUCUACAAAUCCUGGAGCCAGUGGAUCUGAAAGUGGUGUUCAGCCGUGCUAUGGUGGUCACAGACUCACGGAUGGCAAAAUAUAAACUGUCUGGAGAGCUGCCGCGCCUGUCUCUACGCAUUUCUGACAACAAACUGCGCAGCGUGUUGGAGCUGGUGGACAGCAUCCCUCUGCCGGAGGCUCCAGCUGCUGCUCAGCCUCACCCGCCUCGCAUCAACGUACGGCAAGGCUCCAUCAAGCACAAGUCGUUCACCCCCCAGCUGAGCCGCAGACGCCCCAUCAGUCUGAUAGAAAACCGCAGCUCGAUCCUCUUUGAAUCAUGUGAAACCAUUACCAGCCUCACCUCACUGGGCUCUGAAGAGGACUUAUUCUUUGAUGCGCCCUCAUCACCACUGGAGGACAAACCCUUUUUCCCAGAUAAUCCCUUGCCUCUGCGCUCCAUCAAGAGAACUUGUUCAGAUGAUGUCAAGAAAAACAUGACCGACCUCAUACUCAACUUUGAAAUUGCAGAGUUUUCUGUAGAGCUCUGCAGACUCUCUGACGGCAAGGAGAUCACUGUGCUCUUACUGGAAAUCGAGGGAUUGGGCACCGAACUGAAGCUCCGUACUUUUGACAUGACGUCCAACACCUACCUGAAGGAGAUCUGCCUCAAGUGUCCCGAGUACAUGGACUCUGAGGCCAAAGAGGUUCAGCUCAUUACCACAAGGGACAACAGUGAAGUGGACCUGCUCACGCUGGAGUAUGUCAAGGCGGAUAAAGCCGGCCCUGAGUUCAAGACUCUUCACGGAAACACAGAGCAGUUGAUCAAGGUCACCUUCUCCUCCCUCGAUGUCCAUCUCCACACUGAGGCUCUUUUGAACACCAUGAACUUCUUGGAAAAACUCCUGCCCGCAAAACCCCCCGAGCCAAAAGACACGGCCCCAGAUGAGCUGCCCACCAUCCCAGAAGAGGAAGAGAGUGAAGGGGAAAAGGACAACGAGAAGAAAGAGGACAGUGUAGUCCCAGCAAAACCCACUGGCAAGAGCUCAAAGUUUGCAGUCAUCGUGAACUUGCACAUCAGAGCCGACCUCCGCUGCCUCAAAGUCUUCAUUCGUGGACAGAAAGCCAGGAUCUCAGAAAUCAGCAUUGAAGGUCUGGUUGCUGAGGUGUUGAUGAAGAAGAAGGAGAUGGAAGUUAUGGCUAAUUUAAAGAACAUCAUCAUUCUUGACUGUGACAAAGAUGCGCUGUACAAAAAGGCUGUGUCCAUCGCUGACAAAGAGGUGUUUAGAUUCCGCAUGGUGAACUACACUUGUGCCACUCAAGGAGAAGCCUACAUGGACAUGGCUAAAGUAGACACCAGCAUAAAUCUCACUGUGGGCUGCAUCCAAGUCAUCUUCCUCAACAAGUUCCUCUCCUCCGUACUGGGUUUCAUAAAUAACUUCCAGGAGGCGAAGGAGGCAUUAACUGAGGCAACGGUGCAGGCGGCAGAGAAGGCGGCGUUUGGGGUGAAGGAACUGGCCGAGAGGAGUACACGCAUCUCCCUGAACGUACACUUCAACGCCCCCGUGAUCUUCCUCCCUCAGUCCUCCUCCUCCUCAAAUGUCAUUGUGGCAAAUCUGGGCUUACUGUCUGUGAAGAACAGCUUCAACAUGCAGCCUUACAUCUCAAGCGCCAAGAUCCCCCCUGUGGUCGAUGUCAUGCUGGUCAAACUGACCAACCUCAAGAUGUACAGAACUACGUACAAAAACGAUAAAUUCCAGGGAGAGACUCAGCUCCUGAUGCCUGUCAGUCUGGACCUGGACAUUAGGAGAAACCUUUCAUCAAACUGGUACCACAAUAUCCCGGACAUUGAGAUCAUCGCUCAUCUUAAGCCUAUGAGCCUGAUGUUGAGCCAGGACGACCUGACUGUGGUGUUGAGAACCCUGAAUGAAAACCUGACGGAGAGCUCUGAGCUCAGUGCUCCCACAGUCCCCCCAUCCCCCCCAUCCCCCUCUGUCUCUGAGCCCUCUGGGACAUCCACCAAGGUGUCCACGUCCUCACUGCCCAACGCAAAUAACAUGGUGGUGACGGCUGCGGUGGUCGAGCCUCAUAUAACCCAAAAACUCAAGACGGCUCUGAAAUUAGACUUCAAGUUUGACUCCAUGACUCUGGUCCUGUUCACUCCACAGGGAAACGAGGCCCAGCUGCUGGACUCUCACGACCAACAGCUCAAACUGGCAGAGUUUACCCUGGGGACCAUCUCCACAUCUGUCCACAUGUUCUCUGACAGCUCCAUGAAGGCCCUGGUGCAGAUGGCAGCCUGUUUUCUGGACGACAAGAGACCCACCAUUCACAUGGUCACCUCAAGGAUGAUGGCUCUGUGUCCGGGGGCUGAGCAGAAUAUGAUGGUGGAGGUGAAGUACCAUCAGGGCAGAGAGGGGACACUGCUGGACGUGCUGGUGCAGGACAUUUACCUCUGCGCCAGCAUGGAGUUCCUGCUCACUGUGGCCAACAUCUUCGUCACGGCCUCACAGCAGGGAUUUGGCCAAACUCCCCAGAACAAGACCAACGUAGAGAAGAAGAACAACACCUCUCUGGCAUCUAAAGAGACAGCCCCUGCUCCUGCGGUGGAAUCUAAGACCGAGAUGAGAGUGGUGGUGAUCAACCCUGAGAUCGUGUUUGUAGCAGAUCUGAGCCGCGGUGACGCUCCAGCUCUAGUUAUGACCACGCAUUGUAAGCUCAACAUGCAUAGUGGAGCGGAUGGAUCCACAAUGGCCGCCAGCAUCAACGACCUCAAGGUGGUGGCAUGUCCGUUUCUCAGAGAAAAGAGAAAAAACAAUGUGACCACAGUUCUGCAGCCAUGUUUGGUUUCCUUUAAAAGCAUCCAGACUCCACAGACUCCUCAGGCAAUGGAUAUCUCCAUCAACGCCCUCAAACUCAAGGUGUCCCCCAUCAUCAUAAACACAGUCAUUACCAUCCAGUCAGCGCUGACCCCCACCGGGGAGACGCCAGAAAAGCUGGACAGUCAUGUUCCAUUGAACCUGUGGGAGCGGCGGAGCUGGAGAGACCUCAAACUGUGGUUUUUAGACGAAGAGAAGAGUGAAGACCAGCAGCAACAGGCUCCACUAAUACCACAGGGAGAGUCUCUACAGAUGAGUAUAAACUCGAUCUGUGUGACUCUGGAGGCCGGUGUGGGCCACAAGACGAUGCCCAUGCUGCUCGCCAAGUCCUCCUUCCACGGAAGCGUCACCAACUGGUCCACACUCAUCAACCUACACAGUUCACUCAAUCUGGAGGUUCACUAUUAUAAUGAGAUGUUGGGUGUGUGGGAGCCGCUGGUGGAGCCUUUAGAAGAUGAAACAAAAGAUGGAUUUAAACCAUGGACCCUGGAGUUCAAGAUGAAGAAAAAGACUGUGAAUUACUGUGGGUCUGAUGAGGUAGAUUACAUCGUUCCUGAUUAUAAAACUGUCAUCGUGAUCAGCAGCAAAGACCAGCUCAACAUCACUAUGUCCAAGUGCGGACUCGUCAUGCUUGGAAACCUUGGCACGGCGUUUGCAGAGGCAGCUAAGCAGACAUCAGAGAACUUCCAGAAGGACGAGGCUCCUUUCAUGGUGAAGAAUCGUCUGGGGCUUCCUGUGAAGGUUCUUCACAGUGACACCUUCAGCCCCAUUGAUGUUGAGAGCGUGAACAGAAGUGUGGAGCUGCAGGAUGGAGAAUCUCUGGGCAUGGACUACUACGUCGACACAAACUCAGACCAGUUCUCUGCCAUGACCAGUCUGAGUGAGAAGGACUACUACAUAGAGCCCACUCCUGUGGGCCACACCUCCACCUCACUGAUCCCUCUGAUCAAAGUGGGCCGGGGUCUGUACAGCGUGGUGCACAAAGAGUCGCAGGUGACACGUUUCGUGGUCUGUCAGAUUUCCUCACUGGAGGGAACCAAGUUUGUGAAGAUCCGCUCUCCUUUCCAGUUUAUAAAUAAGUUCACAAUCUCCUUCAAAGUGUUCGAAGGAUCGACAUUUCUCGGAACGGCGCCUCCGGGUCAGGAGUUCUGUGUGCCGCUGGACUCAUACCGCUCUGAGUUGAGUCUGCAGCCGGUGAUGGGAGCGGAGGCGACAGAGGAGGAGGAGUUCUGCUGCUCAGAGGGUUUCAGUUACGAGGACCUGGAGAACCACCCCCCAGAGGAGCUCAUCCAGCAGACGUGUAAGCACCGCUCGGACCCAAUGAAGGUCCUGAUAGUGAACAUGGUGGUUCAGAAGGACACAGUCUCCUUUCUGCGCACUGGAGGAGCUGGGGGCAACUUUGACGUGCCUUAUGUCCUGACGCUGUGGCCCUCUGUACUGCUGCGCAACCUGCUGCCCCACCCCAUCACCUACAAACUCCAGGACAGUGGGGAGUCUCCCCCUGAAAUCUCCCUGGAGCCUGGUCACUCGGCUCAGCUCCACACGGCCGUCAAAGACCAGUCCAGACUGGACCUGCGCCUGAUCGACUAUCUGGCCCAGGACUGGUCUGCAGAGUACAAGCUUUGCAUGGAGCGCCAGGAAAUCACGUUCAUUGUGUUCAAGUCUCUGCGUGAGGACGAUGAGGACGUGAGUGAAGGAUCGGCGAUUAAUAAGGCUGAGCUGGACAUUGCGGUACACCUGAGCCAAGACCAGGGUCAGAUGGUGGUGGCCAUUCACUCUCCUUACUGGAUGAUCAACAAAACAGAGCGUCUGCUUCAGUACAAGGCUGACGACAUCCACCGCAAACACCCCAUGGACUACGACAUGCCCCUGCUCUUCUCCUUCAAGCCCAGAAAUUUCUUCAGAAACAACAAGGUUCGUCUGAUGAUCUCGGACAGUGACCUCUCCGAUGCCUUCUCUCUGGACACCGUCGGGAGCCAUGGCGAGGUCAAAUGCAAAGGACGCUAUAAGGACUACAUGGUGGGAGUGAAGAUCGACACCAGCAGCUUCAGCCUGACCCGGAUUGUGACCUUUGUGCCCUUUUACACCCUGAUGAACCGGACCAAGCACAGUGUGUUCAUCUGUGAGGAGGGACAAGAGAACUGGACCGAAGCUGAGCCCGGACAGUCUGCAGUUCCGUUUUGGCCUGAGAAUGACACCAAAAGAGUGAAAAUAAAAGUGGAGGGUUUGUCGCCGCCGCAGAUCAUUGACUUCACGCGACCUGAGAACUGCCUCCUCCUGCACCUGGACAACUCUGUGGGCGGGAUCAUUGUGGAUGUAAACCUAUCAGAACACUCGGCCACGAUCCACUUCUCUGAAUACCACGAAGGAGCCGCUCCCUUCCUCAUUAUAAACCACACAACAGAUCAAACCCUGCUUUUUCAUCAAAGAAUUCACAGUGAUCCUAAGUGGGUGGCUGACGAGCUGCUCGGCCUGUCCUCUGACGAGUCCAGUUCUCAGGAAGAGGGAGAGCAGGAGGAGUUGGAGCCAGGGAAAGCUGUGUACUACACCUGGACUGAACCCACAGGCUCCAGGGAGCUGUUCUGGAAGUGUGGCCCCUACAGCGGACUCCUGCACAGCGUCAAGGACCAUAAGGAGAAUAUGAACAAAGAAGGGAAGCUGUUUGUGGUCUCGUUUUUUGAAGGCCUGCAGAGGGUGGUUCUGUUCACACAGGAGGCCUCCAUCUUCCAGAUACUGUCACAGAGUGAGAAGGCACAGCUGGCCGAGCAGGAGAUGAUCUUAUCUCUACAGAGCGUUGGUGUGUCUCUGGUCAACAACUCCACACGACAAGAGAUCUCUUUUAUCGGAAUCACAAGUUCUGAUGUGGUUUGGGAGUAUCUACCCAAGAAGAAGAAUCCUCACUGGAAAACUCUGAAAAUCAAAGAAGCAGAGCUGUUGGAGGACACAUACCAGAAGUACCUCAGCACCGAGCCGACGGACAAUGCCAUCAUCGACCUGGAGAACAGCUUUCAGGUCUCACUCACUCCUAACGGAGCUGACAUGAGGAUGCUGCAGCCCAUGGACACCGCCUUAAGGAGGCACUACCUCCCUGGAGUGAAGAUCGAGUACAGUGUUUCACCACGGCAGAGCUCUUACCGCGUCCAGAUUCACCACAUACAGAUCCAGAACCAGUUGCCGGGAGCCAUCUUCCCAUACGUGUUCUAUCCAGUCAAACUGCCCAAGUCCGUAGUGAUGGAUGCAGAACCGAAGCCUCUGACCGACAUCAGCAUCGUGACCAGAGCAGCUGGACACUCAGAUAUAUCCAGGAUCAAGUAUUUUAUGGUCUUGAUUCAGGAGAUGGACUUGAAACUAGACUUGGGCUUCCUGUACGCCGUCAUGGACCUGUUCACGCCCGAGAGCCCCAGCAGCAGUGACGACACCCAGGAGCAGGAGGUGGAGCUGUUUGAAAAGGACAUUGAGUACAUAAAGACAGAGAUGAACCACGGAUCUGCUGCUGAUAACUCUCCCAUCAGCCUCUUUGAGUUCUUCCACAUCUCCCCCAUCAAGCUGCACCUGAGUUUCUCCCUGAGCUCUGGAGGAGACGAUGGUCUGAAGGAGACGCGGGACCGAGAGUUGAUACCAGUUCAGUCUUUGAACCUGCUGCUGAAGAGCAUCGGAGCCACACUGACUGACGUGCAGGACCUGGUCUUCAAACUGGCCUUUUUUGAGCUGAAGUUUAUGUUUUGCACGACACAGCAGUUGCAGUCUGAAGUUAUGCGACACUACUCCAAACAGGCGAUUAAGCAGGCGUAUGUGCUUGUGCUGGGGCUGGACGUGCUGGGGAAUCCCUUCGGUCUGAUCCGCGGUUUUUCUGAGGGAGUGGAGGCCUUCUUCUAUGAGCCCUGGCAGGGUGCGAUCCAGGGGCCGGAGGAGUUUGUGGAAGGCAUGGCUCUGGGGUUCAAGGCCCUGGUGGGAGGAGCUGUUGGGGGCAUCGCUGGGACGGCUUCCAGGAUCACGGGGACCGUGGCCAAAGGCGUGGCAGCUAUUACCAUGGACGAGGACUACCAGCAGAAGAGACGAGAGACCAUGAACAAGCAGCCGAGCGGCCUCAGGGAGGGACUGGCCCGGGGCGGCAAGGGGCUGGUGUCUGGUUUUGUGAGCGGCAUCACUGGGAUUGUCACCAAACCCAUCCAAGGUGCACAGAAGGAGGGGGCAGCAGGCUUCUUUAAGGGAUUGGGGAAGGGGCUGGUGGGAGCUGUGGCCCGUCCCACUGGAGGCAUCAUCGACAUGGCCAACAGCACUUUCCAGGGCAUCAGGAGAGCUGCAGAGACGUCUCAGGACAUAACGUCUUUACGUCCGCCGCGCUUCAUCCACGAGGACGGAGUCAUUCGCCCAUAUAAGGAGAGGGAGGGGCUCGGCAGUCAGAUGCUUCAGAAAAUUGAGAACGGGCGCUUUGCCAAGUACAGGUACUUUGCCCACGCCAAAGUUAAUGACUCGGACUUCCUCAUGAUCACAAAGAGGGGAAUCUUCUUCGUGACCAAAGGGACGUUCGGGCAGCUGACCUGCGAGUGGCAGUAUCUGUUUGAGGAGUUCACCAAAGAACCCAUGAUUGUAGAGGACCGCAGGCUCCGCAUCGAGGCCAAGGAGCGAGUCAAGUCUGUGUUUCACGCCAAAGAGUUUGGGAAGAUCAUUAACUUCAAGACUCCGGAGGUCGCCAAGUGGGUUCUGUCCAAACUGGAGGACGCCAGAGAAAGUCUGCAUAAAUACUGA
Knipowitschia caucasica is the source of this 9834-nucleotide messenger RNA. The record is from the annotation of a GenBank genome assembly. Lineage: Eukaryota; Metazoa; Chordata; Actinopteri; Gobiiformes; Gobiidae.